Messenger RNA from Columba livia (rock pigeon), 964 nucleotides. It is a transcript of the gene PITHD1, whose product is annotated as PITH domain containing 1. Gene Ontology annotation, cellular component: nucleus. Lineage: Eukaryota; Metazoa; Chordata; Aves; Columbiformes; Columbidae. The transcript has 6 exons. The record is from RefSeq and is a predicted model, not a curated record. Bases 53 to 685 code for a protein of 210 amino acids.
CGUGGUGGGCGGGGCGGCGGCAGCGCGCAGGCGCGGUGGGCGCGGCGCGGCCAUGGCGCACGGGCACGGGCAUUGCUGCUGCUGCGGGGAGACGGCGGCGGCGACCGGCGGAGACCCGGAGCGGGGCGCGGCCUGGGGGCUCUACCUGCGCAUCGACCGGCAGCGCCUGCAGUGCCUCAACGAGCGCCGCGAGGGCAGCGGCGCGCUCGUCUUCCGCGCUUGGGAGGAGCGCGGUGACCGCGCACAGUUUGUAGAAAGUGACGAUGACGAGGAGCUUCUGUUUAACAUCCCGUUUACGGGAAACGUCAAAUUAAAAGGAGUGAUUGUGAUGGGGGAAGACGACGAUACGCAUCCAGCGGAGAUGAGGCUGUUCAAGAACAUUCCUCACAUGUCCUUCGAUGACGCAGGCAGGGAACCCGACCAGAUGUUCAGCCUGAACCGGGACCCGCGGGGCGAGCUGGAAUACCCCACCAAGAUUGCCCGUUUCUCCAAUGUUUACCACCUCUCCAUCCACUUUCCGAAGAACUUUGGAGCAGAGACAACGAAGAUUUUUUAUAUAGGCCUGAAAGGAGAGUGGACGGAGGCUCAUCGCCACGAGGUCACCAUCUGCAAUUACGAAGCAUCGGCAAACCCGGCCGAUCACAAGCUGGAGCAAAUCACCCCCCAGACUCACUUCAUCUCCUAACGGCCGGUUGGAAGCUCUGGCGCCAGCGCACAGACGCGAGGGGCUGACUCGGACAGAGACGCCGCCUGAAGCGCUGGGGAGGGCUGGAUCAGCUUUACGUUUGGGUCCUCGCCUCGGACAGCCGGGUGCGCGGUGCCCGUGCAGGGGCGGCCGCUGAGGGCAGCGGGGGGCGGGUCCCGCCGGCGGCAGCGGAGCCGCUCUAAGACGGGACACUCGCUCUUUAGGCAGCGCCGGGCCCGUUUACGUCUCCGCCUGACAAUAAAACACGCGUGAGGCGCA